Eptesicus fuscus (big brown bat) is the source of this 1640-nucleotide messenger RNA. RefSeq names its product IQ motif containing D (gene DRC10). The transcript has 5 exons. The record is from RefSeq and is a predicted model, not a curated record. Gene Ontology annotation, molecular function: protein binding. Bases 158 to 1489 code for a protein of 443 amino acids. Lineage: Eukaryota; Metazoa; Chordata; Mammalia; Chiroptera; Vespertilionidae.
CUGAGAUUGGCGGGUAACCUAGCAACGCAGGUACCUCCGGAGGUAACGUUAGGUAGAAAAACCUGGAGCUCUCAGAGCAGGAAAAUAGAGGCAGGAGGCCUGUCUAGUCUGUCAAAGUCUCCCAGGGCCCACAAAGACCAAGAAGGCUGCUGGUAACAUGGCGUUAGACAUCCUGGCCGUGGGCGCCCUCUACCAGGGCCCGGACAUCAACAAAAUGAGGGGGAUAGCAGAGUCACCCAAAAAGACAACUUCCGCACCAAAACCCUUCGCCCCCUUGAAGACCAAGCUCACCACCAUCGAGACCAAGAGGAUCAUGUCCGUGCUGGAUGAGACCAUCCAAAAGGUGGAGUUGGUGACGCUGCUGUCCUCCGUGGCAGCCAACAUGGAGGACCUGGAGGGCCUGCUGGGCGAGGACCUCACCAGGGCAGUGCGGGAGCACGAGGACCUGUGCCAGGUCCUCAUGGACAAGGUCAACUACCUGCAGGAGGAGGAGAUGCAGCUGCAGGCCGAGGAGGAGUUCGAGGAGGAAGCCUGGUUCCGAGACCUCCUCCUGUCCAUCGAGCUGCAGAAAUCCAACCUCCUGCCAGUCAUGGGGCAGAUCAAAGACUCCACCAAGAACAUCCUGAGACUCCUGCUCAGCAACCCGCAGGUGGCCCAGCUCCUGCGGGUGCAGGCGCAGGACAGGGGCCCGGGAGCCCAGGGCUUCAUCGACAGCCUGGUGGAGCUCCGCGGCUUCCUGUUUGAGAAGCUGCUCACCAGCCCCAUGGAAGCCAGAGACAAGACCCAGUUCAUCCAGGACAUCACCAAGCGGAACAUGAGGAACCAGGAGGUCAUCGAUGCGCUGGAGAACGAACUGGCCGAGAGAAUGAAGAACAGGGCUGCAGAGGUGGAGAAGGAGAACUUUGUGAUCCAGGAGCUGAAAAACCACCUGCACCAGGUGCUCAAGUUCUCGGAGAACAGCCUGCUCCGCACCAAGCAGGAGGCGGAGAAGCAGCAGAAGGCGGACUAUCGGGCCUCGCAGGCCCGGGUGGCCAAGAUCCAGCAGGACAUCCUGCAGCUGCGCUCGCAGUUCCACAGCCUGGUCAUGGAGAACCGGGAGGCCGAGCAGGCGCUCAGGAAGAAAAAAUAUAAAGUGGAGACGGAAAUCGAGAACUGGAUCCAGAAAUACGAUACGGAGAUGAGCGAAAAGCAGGACGAGUACGAGGAGCUGGACAUCAUCCACAAGGAGGAGAAGAUCCAGCUGGAGGAGCUGCAGCAGAGGUACGAGGUGCUGGUGGAGGAGUUCGCCCAGAUCCGGGAGGAGCGGGAGAUCAACUCCAAGAAGAGGAUGGAGGCCGAGCAGGAGAUGAUGCGCAUGGUGAGGGCGGCCACGCUCAUCCAGGCCGUGUGGAAGGGCUACCUGGUCCGCUCCCUGCUCAGGUCCAAGAGGAAGAAACGGGGCAAGGGCAAAGCCAAGAGCGAGAAGGGCAAGGGCAAGGGCAGGAAAUGAGCGCCUCCGCCAGCCCUGCUCUGAUCCCCAGCACCGCCCCCUCCCAGAGAGCCGGCCAGGGAGCCGCUGGGACCAGGAAGCCCCUGGGACCAGGAAGCCCGGCCAUCAUGGCUUUCAUACCUUUUUCAAAAUUAAAAGCCAUUUUAAACCA